Messenger RNA from Suncus etruscus (white-toothed pygmy shrew), 2215 nucleotides. RefSeq names its product integrator complex subunit 9 (gene INTS9). Gene Ontology annotation, biological process: snRNA processing. Bases 75 to 2051 code for a protein of 658 amino acids. The transcript is spliced from 17 exons. NCBI's taxonomy places the organism in Eukaryota, Metazoa, Chordata, Mammalia, Eulipotyphla, Soricidae. Gene Ontology annotation, cellular component: integrator complex. The record is from RefSeq and is a predicted model, not a curated record.
CGGAGCUUGAACCGGAAGACACUGGCUGGGGUGGAGGAGUCCAGUGACUGCUAUUGAACAGCCAAAAGUUCAGUAUGAAAUUGUACUGCCUGUCAGGACACCCAACCCUGCCCUGCAAUGUGCUCAAAUUCAAGUCCACUACUAUCAUGCUGGACUGCGGAUUGGACAUGACAUCUACCCUCAACUUCCUGCCCUUGCCACUGGUCCAGAGUCCCCGGCUCUCAAACCUUCCCGGCUGGUCCCUGAAGGAAGGAAACGCUUUUUUGGAGAAGGAGCUAAAGGAGUGCUCAGGUCAUGUCUUCGUGGAUUCAGUGCCUGAAUUCUGCUUACCAGAGACCGAGCUCAUCGACUUGUCUACAGUGGACGUGAUCCUGAUCUCCAACUACCACUGCAUGAUGGCUCUGCCCUUCAUCACGGAGCACACAGGCUUUGCUGGCACCGUGUAUGCCACCGAGCCCACAGUGCAGAUCGGCAGGCUGCUCAUGGAAGAGCUGGUGCACUUCAUCGAGCGGGUACCCAAGGCCCAGUCAGCCUCACUGUGGAAGGACAAGGACAUUCAACGGCUGCUACCCUCUCCACUCAAGGAUGCAGUGGAGGUCACCACCUGGAGAAGGUGCUACACGAUGCAGGAAGUAAACGCCGCCCUGAGUAAGAUCCAACUGGUCGGAUACUCCCAGAAAAUCGAGCUGUUCGGGGCUGUGCUGGUGACGCCCCUGAGCUCAGGCUACGCCCUGGGAAGCUCCAACUGGACCAUCCAGUCCCACUACGAGAAAGUGUCCUACGUGUCUGGGUCCUCCCUACUGACCACGCACCCACAGCCCAUGGAUCAAGCAUCCCUCAAGAACAGCGAUGUGUUGGUACUCACGGGCCUCACCCAGAUCCCCACGGCGAACCCCGAUGGCAUGGUGGGCGAGUUCUGCAGCAACCUGGCACUCACAGUGCGGAACGGAGGCAACGUGCUGGUGCCCUGCUACCCCUCGGGUGUCAUCUAUGACCUUCUUGAGUGCCUGUACCAGUACAUCGACUCGGCCGGCCUCUCCAGCGUCCCCUUCUACUUCAUCUCCCCUGUGGCCAACAGUUCCCUGGAGUUCUCCCAGAUUUUCGCCGAAUGGCUUUGUCACAACAAGCAGAGUAAAGUGUAUCUCCCAGAGCCACCGUUCCCGCACGCAGAGCUGGUCCAGACCCACAAGCUGAAGCACUACCCAAGCAUCCAUGGCGGCUUCAGCAGCGACUUCCGGCAGCCCUGCGUGGUCUUCACAGGACACCCGUCCCUGCGCUUCGGGGACGUGGUGCACUUCAUGGAGCUCUGGGGCCGCUCCAGCCUCAAUACCGUCAUCUUCACCGAGCCCGACUUCUCCUACCUGGAAGCCUUGGCCCCCUACCAGCCUUUGGCCAUGAAAUGCAUAUACUGUCCCAUCGACACCCGCCUCAACUUCAUCCAGGUAUCCAAGCUGCUCAAAGAAGUGCAGCCCCUGCACGUGGUGUGCCCUGAGCAGUACACGCAGCCGCCACCUACCCAGUGCCACCGCAUGGACCUGAUGAUCGACUGCCAGCCACCACCCAUGUCCUACCGGCGUGCUGAGGUCCUGGCACUGCCCUUCAAGCGCCGCUACGAGAAAAUUGAAAUCCUGCCUGAGCUGGCAGAUUCCCUGGUGCCCAUGGAGGUGAAGCCGGGCAUCUCGCUGGCCACCGUCUCGGCUGUGCUGCAUACCAAGGACAACAAACAUGUUCUGCAGCCACCACCCAGGCCAGCCCCACCCCCAGGGGGCAAGAAGAGGAAGCGGGCAUGUGAGGACACCCCUGAAAGCAAGGGGGUGCGGCCCCUGCUGAACGGCUCUAUCCCUGUGGAGCAGUUUGUACAGACCCUGGAGAAGCACGGCUUCAGCGACGUCAAGGUGGAGGACACAGCCAAGGGCCACAUCGUGCUGCUGCAGGAGGCCGAGACACUCAUCCAGAUCGAGGAGGACUCGACCCACAUCAUCUGCGAUCACGAUGAGGUGCUCCGAGUACGGCUGCGUGACCUGGUGCUCAAGUUCUUGCAGAAGUUCUGAGCCCCCAACUCACCUUGUUCAUUCCCCAACACACCCCACCCACCUCUUGGCCUGCUCUGGACUCAGCGGUGUUCCCUGAGAUUACAAUUAGGGGCCGUUGACAGGCCGGUGUGUGACUGGUAGCUCCUUUGCUAGCCCAGAUCCCAGCUCUGGUUUCACAGCCC